This is a messenger RNA of Adineta ricciae, 906 nucleotides long. Lineage: Eukaryota; Metazoa; Rotifera; Eurotatoria; Adinetida; Adinetidae. The record is from the annotation of a GenBank genome assembly.
AUGCCUUGUUGUUGUGAAACCGUUCUAAAACCACGUAUACUUAAAUGUUCAGUUCCGUUACAUAAUACAUGUUCAUGGAAAGAAUAUCGUUAUCCAUACUGUGUACCACCAUUUUCUACUCAGUCGCGUCAACGAUGUUCAGUAGUUUGUCCUUUGGUGCAAUUAAAAACUUCAUACAACUACCAAUCAUGUCGAUCAGAAUUCUUUCGAUUAUUUUACGAACGCGGUGAUCUUCCAUGUGCAAUAGAGCAUACGACGAAGGGUCAGCAGUUAAAAUGGUUUAUCGAUAGUCUAGAUAUGUUAAAUCUUGAUUAUUAUUUGCCGAUAUUUGCUGAUGGACUAUGUGAAGGAAAAUAUCCGUAUAGCUUCAUUGCUUUUCAAGGUGAUAGAGAAUCUACCAUUAAUGCUAUUAUAUUGGUUAUUUCUCAAUAUCUAGGUGUUUUAGAUAUAAUCGCGCGUGCAUCACAAAAGAUUGACAAUGACACACUAUCGAAAUUGAUACAACCGUUUAAACGUGCUCUUUACAACAACAACCCAAUAAUUAUUCGUCGCGUUUUGAUUGUACUUCAAAAGUUAGCCGGUGGAAAUGAUGGAGCACUUGGCAUCGCUUUAGUACCUUACUUUAAUCAACUUUUACCGAUUAUCAAUAUUAUCAGAGACCGAAGUCAAAGACGAUCUCGCGGCAAUCGAACACAAUGUCGUACUAUCGAUGAUUUUGAACGAAAUGUUGAAAUCGAUCUUAUUCGAUUGAUUGACGAAACACUAUUAAUGCUUGAACAAUUCGGUGGACAAGACGCUUUUAUCAACAUUAAAUUUUCUAUACCUACUUAUGAACAGCAGAUCGACCUAAAACAACUAUCUUCUGCACAAAUGAGUACUGCUAUACAGCCAUUUCUAAGCGUUUGA